UCAAUCCAACCCUCUGUGUAUGGCGGCCGUGCAACCUCGCAUCCAAAGGGCCUAUAAAUGGGCAGCCUCCCUCGGCCCAUCUCUCUUUCCAACUCGAGUUUUUCACAAGCCCUUUUCUGCUUCCCCCCGACUUUCUUCCACAGCCUUUUCCUUUCAACACCACUACAGCACCACCAUGACGGCACCCAACAAGGUUUGCAUUCUGGGCUCAGGCAACUGGUACGUACUGUGUUUCUCGUCUGAAGGCGGAGUGCCCAAGGCGGUCUGGCCCCCUCCCUCGGGGUCAGGGGGCUGGUAUGCCAUGGCCGAUCCGCGCUGCUGGAUCGCAGGUGGUUCUACAGCUAACGGCACGGCCUGCUUGUUGCAUGUGUAGGGGAACCACCGCUGCCCGGAUCAUUGGCACCAACGUACAGAAGCUGCGCAACUUUGACAACGAGGUCAAGAUGUGGGUGUACGAGGAGAUGGUCGAGGGCAAGAAGCUGACAGAGAUCAUUAACACCCAGCACGAGAACGUAAAAUACCUGCCCGGCCACAAGCUGCCGGCCAACGUCAUUGCUGUGCCAGACGCGUGUGAGGCUGUUCGCGGCGCAACGCACAUUGUAGUGGUGAUCCCGCACCAGUUCAUCGAGCAUCUUCUGAAGACCAUCCACGGAUCGGUGACACACGGGGCGCGCGCAAUCUCGCUGAUCAAGGGAAUUGCCAUCGACAAGCACGGCAUGACGACCAUGACACAGAUGAUCCACCGCGCCCUAGCCAUCCCGGUGUCGUCGCUGAGCGGCGCCAACAUUGCCAACGAGAUCGCCGAGGAGAAGUACUGCGAGACGACGAUCGGGUGCGCCGAGCCCGACGAGGCCAUCGUGUGGCGGUCGCUGUUCAACACGCCGUACUUCCAGGUCAACUGCGUCGGCGACGUGAUUGGCGUCGAGUUCUGCGGUGCCGUGAAGAACGUGGUUGCUGUGGGCGCCGGCUUCAUCGACGGCCUCGGCCUCGGCAACAAUACCAAGGCGGCCAUCAUCCGCAUCGGCACGCUCGAGAUGCGGCGGCUAGCGAUGCACAUCUCGGGCGCACAGAUCCAGGACUCGACCUUCAACGAGAGCUGUGGUAUUGCCGAUGUCAUCACCACGUGCUACGGUGGCCGCAACCGCAGGCUGGCCGAGGAGUUUGUCAGGACCGGCAAGCCCAUGGCACAGCUCGAGCAGGAGAUGCUCAAUGGCCAGAAGCUGCAGGGCUAUCUGACUGCAGGCGAGGUGUACCAGUACAUCUCGAGCCGCGGCGUGGCCGACCACUUCCCGCUGUUCACGCGCAUCUACAAGAUCUGCUACAAGGGCGAGCCGCCCCAGUCGAUAUUCGAUGGACUCAACGUCGACUUCUCCCGCGACAGGAGAACGCCGAGCCCGAUGCUGUGAGGCUUGCCAGACGGCUGCUGCUUCCUCCAAAAAAACGUGUUUAAAUGCUUCUUAGAUUUCAGACAUGUGUCAUGUGAAAAAUAC
Messenger RNA from Linderina pennispora, 1490 nucleotides. Its product is annotated as NAD-dependent glycerol-3-phosphate dehydrogenase. Gene Ontology annotation, molecular function: NAD binding; protein homodimerization activity; glycerol-3-phosphate dehydrogenase [NAD(P)+] activity. Gene Ontology annotation, biological process: glycerol-3-phosphate catabolic process; carbohydrate metabolic process. The transcript is spliced from 2 exons. NCBI's taxonomy places the organism in Eukaryota, Fungi, Kickxellomycota, Kickxellomycetes, Kickxellales, Kickxellaceae. Gene Ontology annotation, cellular component: glycerol-3-phosphate dehydrogenase (FAD) complex; cytosol. Bases 366 to 1406 code for a protein of 346 amino acids. The record is from RefSeq and is a predicted model, not a curated record.